Messenger RNA from Gossypium raimondii (Peruvian cotton), 2796 nucleotides. RefSeq names its product B3 domain-containing transcription factor NGA1. Gene Ontology annotation, molecular function: DNA binding; DNA-binding transcription factor activity. The record is from RefSeq and is a predicted model, not a curated record. NCBI's taxonomy places the organism in Eukaryota, Viridiplantae, Streptophyta, Magnoliopsida, Malvales, Malvaceae. The transcript is spliced from 3 exons. The coding region runs from base 492 to 1901 and encodes 469 amino acids.
GACAAGUUCACAUGAGUGGAUGAGCCGAACCAGAAACUGUAUGGGUCCCCAACGUAUGAAAACUAGAGAAGGAGAGGCAUAACCAAGAGAAAUUAAAGUGAGAAUUUAUUCAAGAAAAAGGAAAAAGGAACGUAUUCCUGAGUGGAGAAAGUUCGUGCCGUCCCCCUUGAAGUAAAAUCACACCAAAUCAACUCUUUUUUUUUUCUUUUUUCUUCUUUGGUUUCUCUUUCAGUCCCAAGGUCAACAACUAGCUAAGAUGGAGUUGCUUGUUGUGUAUUUUAGUUUUCGUAUUUGGGUCUAAUUGUUGGGUCAAAGAACAAAGCACCCCAUUUUAUUUCUCUCAUUCUACUUAGAGAUAUUAGCUUCAAGCUAAACCCCGGAAAAAGAAAACCUUCCCCUUUCUCUUGAACAAUGUUGAACUUGAGCCCUAGCAAAACCAAGAAAAGUAGUACUAGUAGUAUGUAGUAACAAGUAACAACAUGGCAUAGUUUAUGGGGUUGUUUGUUUGUUUGAUCUCAAGUAGCCUAGUUACUCCUUACUUUUCUUCCCGUCUUGUUAGGUUUGUUUGGUUGAUUUUUCUUCCUCAUCUUCAUCGUCUAGAUAGAUCCACCAGGAAGACUCACAAAUUGGUGCUGAACAAGACCAUGGAUUUUGGGUCAUCAGGGAGAGAAGGGUUGUGUGAAGAAGAGCAGAUGGGUAAAGGUAAGCUCCCUUUUACUUACUCUCCUCCUUCUCCUUCAUCUUCUUCUUCUCAGCACAAAUCCCAGCUGCCUCCUCUUAGAAACCCUGGGUGGGAGGAGCAGCCUCGGCCAAUUUACGACAACCGCCACCACCGAAUGACUUCCGAAUGGUUAAGCUACAGGUGCCAACCUCAACAAGAUAUUAACGAAGCUACUACUGUAACAAGUGAAGCGGAUUCCAGACGCGUAGACUCAGAUUCAACCCUCGAGCUUAGGACUAGUGCAAGUGCUGCCGACAUCGAGAAAGAACACAUGUUCGACAAAGUAGUCACGCCAAGCGAUGUGGGGAAACUCAAUCGACUUGUUAUCCCAAAGCAACACGCAGAGAAGUAUUUCCCCUUGGAUUCUUCCACCAACGAGAAAGGUCUUCUGUUGAAUUUCGAGGACAGAAAUGGGAAGCCGUGGAGAUUCAGAUACUCCUAUUGGAAUAGCAGCCAAAGCUAUGUGAUGACCAAAGGCUGGAGCCGCUUUGUCAAGGAUAAGAAACUUGAUGCAGGCGAUAUAGUUUCUUUCCAGAGAGGAGCAGGUGAAGUGGGUAAAGAUCGUUUUUUUAUUGAUUCGAAGCGGAAACCUGAUGCACCAACCCUUGUUUCUUUCCAUCCCCAUCAACACUACUUCUCUUUGGGCCGCUCAAUCCCAUGGAAUCCACUUCUAAUGCGGCCACCACCAACAGGAAGAGAUCACUUGUACUUGUCACCCGUAAACCCUAUAAACAGAAGAAAUAGCUACUAUGGUGGUUACCCAACUGGAAGCAAUGUGGUGAAUCCAGGAGAUACAGUGGGAUCACUAUUUUAUUUGAGAUCGGCAGUGGGUUCAGGAGCUCCACAAAUGGGAAUGACACAGCGGCAGCAGCAAGGCGGAGUUGUGGAGCCAAUUGUGUUUGAUUCGGUGCCGGUGGUCCAAAGCAAGGCUGCACCCAAAAGGAUGAGGCUUUUCGGGGUUAACAUGGAAUGCCCCAUGCCGGAGUCGGAUGAAUGUGAGAUGUUAACUACAUCUACCUUAGCACAUGCUACAAUGGCGCCCCAGCAUCCAGAUCAACCUCCUUCAUCGUCUCAGCAUCCUCUCCAAUUAAGGCUCUACAAUGGCACGCCACUGCCGCCCACGGACUUUCUUAAUGCCAACAAAGGGAAGGCUUCAUUGUCAUUUGAUUUAGAUACGUGAAUGCGACCACUGGAAAUUGAUUUGGCCUACAGUAUAUUCAACGCUGGAGUUAAGUUACUUGCCACAAUCAACACCUGCCACUACCGUCACCACAAACAAACAACAAUAGAAUAGAAUGCGUCAAGAAGAUUUGCAAGGGUUGGUUGGUUGUUCUUGUCGCUGCUUCCUUGGGCCUGCGCAGAAAUUUGGCAGCGCUUUUAAUGAACGUGGAAACAGGUGAUUGCUGCAAUUCAAGUCUCUAAGUCAUCUGGUUAGGUCACUACUGCAUGUUUAUUUUUUUCGUUUAGAUGGAUCUAGUUUCAACUAUUCACCUACAACUUCUUUCAUUAAAUUUCCCAUCCUAUGCAUUGCAUACAUGUUUUGCUCUAAUUUCAUAGUCUGAAUAGCCCCAAGCAGUCGAGGAAUUAAUAUCAAACAUUGUGGAGCUUUCUUUUAGAUAUCUAUAAAUAUAAUCCUUGGAAAAGAUGCCGAAAUUAAAACUUAGUGCAACUUUGACAAUAUUGCACCUACAAGUUUUGCAAGUUCCUGAUUGUGGACAAUGUUAUUCCCAAUCUGUACAGUAAUUCGAAUUUAUUUAUUAGAUUAGAUAUUCCUUCAAUGCAAGUUGCAGAUUGGAAGUUAUAAUUGGUUUUAACUGUUAGUCAUCUGACCAAAGUUUCCCUACUAAUACUUUGUUUGCUGUUGCUUGAAAUCUAAGACCCAAGGCCUAAAACAACAUCAGUGAAUCGUGCAGCAUGGGAACAAAACAACUUCACUUUUAACUUGGUCUGUACUUGCUCCUUAUCACCCAUCAUAUGUGCUAUAUUAAACUGAUAUUUGCACUAAAUCUGUGAGAAAUCUGCUGUGACAAGCUUUUUGAGCAACUACAUCUCCUUUUUCUCAAUUCACAUCUCAU